This is a messenger RNA of Camelina sativa (false flax), 625 nucleotides long. Its product is annotated as putative histone H2A.7. The record is from RefSeq and is a predicted model, not a curated record. Gene Ontology annotation, cellular component: nucleosome. Gene Ontology annotation, molecular function: structural constituent of chromatin; DNA binding; protein heterodimerization activity. Lineage: Eukaryota; Viridiplantae; Streptophyta; Magnoliopsida; Brassicales; Brassicaceae.
UCUUCUUCAAAUCCAUAUAUUUGAGAAAUGGAGACCACCGGAAAAGUGAAGAGAGUUUUCGGAGAAAGGAAAGCUGGCGGUCCCAAAACCAAAUCGGUUUCAAAGUCUGUCAAAGCCGGUCUCCAAUUCCCUGUGGGAAGAAUUGGUCGUUUCCUGAAGAAAGGUCGAUACGCUCAGAGGAUUGGCAGUGGUGCUCCCGUUUACAUGGCUGCUGUUCUCGAAUACCUUGCCGCUGAGGUGUUGGAGCUUGCUGGUAACGCUGCUAAAGACAACAAGAAGAUGAGGAUCAUCCCGAGGCAUCUCCUUCUUGCGAUCAGGAAAGAUGAAGAGCUGGAAACGCUUCUGAGCGGAGUCACCAUUGCUCACGGUGGUGUUUUGCCUCGCAUUCACUCUGUGCUUUUGCAUAAGAAGAAUGCUCCUGCUAAGUCAACCAAGGAGAAGGCUUCCAAAUCACCAGCCAAGUCUUCUAAGAAAGCUUGAUUAAGUUAAUUGUCAUUCACCAUUUUUCAUGUUUAUGUUUGGUUAAUAUAAUCUAUGUUAGGGUUUGGUGAAUGUAUAUGAUAUAAGUCUUAUUUAGGAUCUAUGUAUUUUGUUUUUCCAAACUUUGUCUUAGAUCUUAUAUUAA